UAAAAAGUCUUAACCAGUCAACAACCUUUGACUGAUUAGGGUUCACGCGGUUAAGAUAAUGCUGUCAGAGUGUCUAGAUCUUAUUCAAUUUUAGUUUUGAACGAAACCCCAACCCAAUGAAGUUCCUCCGUGCUUCAUUCACCUUCACCCUCAAAACCCUUCGCCACCGCCACAUGGUCCGAAACGCCGUGUCGCCGCCGAAUGUUACCACACACAACGUCAUGAUCCGCCGCGGCUUCUCUUACACGUCUCUGAUUGAUUUGAAUGAUAUGAUUUAUAGUGCCUCGGCUGGUACAUUCAACCAGCUUGUUCAUGAAUAUUGCGAAAACAAGGAGCUGGACAAGGCGAUUCAAGUGAAGAAGGAGAUGGUUCAGACUGACGGAAGCUUUUCAUCUCUUCCGAGAGAUGCUGUGGAGGGGUUUGUCGCCAGAUGAGGGGUUGAGGAGGCUUUGGGGAUUUUGAGGGGCAUGCCUGAGAUGGGUUUGUCGCCUGAUGCUGUUAGUUAUAACAUUGUUAUAUCCGGGUUUUGCCGAAUUCGGGAGCCGGGUAAGGCUUAUGAAUUGAAGAUGGAGAUGGAUGAAAAGAGGAUAUUGAGGAUGGAGGAAGUCGUGUAUGAAUCACUUAUGCAAGGCCUGUCGGAUGAGGAUGCUUAUUCUAGUUUGAUGAAUGAUUAUCUUGCUCAAGGUGACAUGGAAAAGGCUUAUAUAUUGGAUCGUGAAAUUGCACACGAUGGUUAUUUGUCAGAGUCUGUUACCGAAAGUGUGUUUAUUAAUGGACUUAGUAAGAAAGCUAGGACAAGAGAAGCUAAGGAGAUUCUUUUGUCGAUGAUUUCUAAUUCGUGUUUGUCUAAGACAACUCAUACAACAUAUGAUGCUCUCAUAGAGAACUGCAGUAAUAAUGAAUUUAAGAGUCUGGUAGAGCUUGUCAAAGGUUUCCGGAUGAGGGGUUUAGUGAGUGAAGCAGCCAGAGCUCAUGACACUAUGCUUCACGGGAAUCAUAAGCCAGAUGGAGGAGUUUAUAAUUUCUUAAUUGUUGAACAUUGUAGAUGUAAAAAUGUUGAUAAGGCGUAUAAUAUGUACACACGGAUGGUGCAUUAUGGUUUUGUUCCUCAUAUGUUCUCUGUACUUGCUCUUAUUAAAGCUCUACAUCGUGCUAGAAGGUACAAUGAGAUGACUUGGGUAAUUCGAAACACGUUGAUGAGCUGUAAUCUCUAUGAUUCUGAGCUACUUAAAGUACUUAAUGAAAUUGAUGUCUACACAUGUCAAAUUGAAGCUCUUUUGGAUGUGCUAGCUGAAAUAGCCAUGGAUGGCCUAUUACUUAAUGGUGGAAAUUGUUCAUAUGCUUCAGCAAUGAUAGACCCUGGAUUCAAAUAAAGGCUGGUUUGAGUAGUUAUUUGUGUAAUAAGUCAGUUUUUCUAACUGAUUUGGGUAGUUAUUUGUGUAAUAUUUCAGUUUUUGUAACUGACUUGUGUUGUUAUUUGUGUAAUAAGUCAGUUUUUGUAUCUGACUUGGGUAUUUAUUUAUCUCUUUAUAAGAGAUUGUUGGCAGAUAUAGAAUUAUUCAUGAAAUUUGGAUCAGUUUAGGGAGAGACUAGCCUCUCGAAUGCUAGACUGUUUGUUAACCGUUACAGUUUUAUUCAAAAGAGAAUUAUAUUCUUCUCUUA
Molecule: messenger RNA, 1662 nt
Organism: Lotus japonicus
Lineage: Eukaryota; Viridiplantae; Streptophyta; Magnoliopsida; Fabales; Fabaceae
Product: pentatricopeptide repeat-containing protein At5g39710-like
Exons: 2
Coding region: 468-1373 (301 amino acids)
Molecular function (GO): protein binding
Source: RefSeq, a predicted model, not a curated record